Messenger RNA from Hypanus sabinus (Atlantic stingray), 768 nucleotides. Its product is annotated as 33 kDa inner dynein arm light chain, axonemal-like. NCBI's taxonomy places the organism in Eukaryota, Metazoa, Chordata, Chondrichthyes, Myliobatiformes, Dasyatidae. The coding region runs from base 1 to 768 and encodes 255 amino acids. The record is from RefSeq and is a predicted model, not a curated record. The transcript is spliced from 6 exons. Gene Ontology annotation, cellular component: axoneme; filopodium. Gene Ontology annotation, molecular function: dynein heavy chain binding.
AUGGAUGACUGCUGCUCGAACACCAAGGAGAUUGCAGCAGAAAGGUCCGGCACUUCCCCAGAUCCCCAGCGUAGUGUUCACUGGGUUCAUUAUGGCCAGUUCAUUCUGUUGCAAGAGCAACUGAGGAAAAUCCAAGUGCAGGACACAGAAGCAAGGAAAGCAGAAGAAAGUAAUAAACAGUCAAUAGAAUGCAUUUUGAAUGCAAUAUUACCUCCAAGAGAAUGGUCGGAGAAUGGGCAGAUGUGGAUUCAACAAAUAUCUACUGUUCCAGCCAUUCGAACAGAUGUGAUAAACCUGCAGGACAGCUUGGAUAGAAAGCUGCAGCAAAGGCAGGCUCGGGAAACAAGCAUUUGCCCUAUUCGCCGGGAGUUGUAUGCACAAUGCUUUGAUGAGCUGAUUAGACAGGUGACCAUCAACUGUCCAGAACGUGGACUGCUGCUCCUUAGAGUUCGUAAUGAGAUUCUCAUGACUCUUGCAGCGUAUGAGACCUUGUAUGAAAGUAGCGUUGCAUUUGGAUUGAGGAAGGCUCUCCAAGGAGAUUUAGAAAAAAUUUCACUGCGCCAACAGAUUGAAGAACUUAAACAAGAAAUAGCCACUCUUCAAAAUGAACUCAGUGAAAUGAAGAACAAAUAUAAUGUAGCUGAGAAACGAUUUACUGAGAGGAAAGAGCUGGAUGACAAGAAACAUUCAGAAGAAAUUGUUAACCUUAGAAAAAUCAAUCAACAAUUGAAGCUGCAACUUGAAGGUGUCAUUACUUACAGGAGAUGA